AUGCAAAAUCCAGUCCCAGCUCCAGUAGGAAAUCCAGCUGAAAAUCCAAUCCUAGUGCAAAAUGCAAUACUAGCUAAAAAUCCAAUUCCGAUGCAAAACCAAGUCACAGCAUCCAUUUCCGAAGGUGACCUCAUUUCGUUCAAUGAAAAUUCAUCAAUACACCAGCCAAGAGAGUCAGAUGAUAAUAAAGGUAGUGAACCAAGUGAUUCAGAAUAUGAUACAACGUAUGAAGAUUCCAACGUCUAUUUUGAAAAAAUUAUAGAUCCCUAUAUUAAUAGGAUAACAAAAGCCAAAAACUUAAAUGAAGGUGAAGUAUGUGAUUACUAUGCAUUCAUAUCAAAAGGAUACUAUGCUGAAAAUGAGCUUUUAGAUUUCUUUGAAUCAAUUGAAGAAAAGAUUAUUAAUGUUUACAAAAGCGAGUUAGCUUUAAAGGAUGAAUUAAAGCAUGAAACUAUAGAAAUGAUUAAAGAAGAUCAAAUCAAUGCAACUAUAGAAAAAGGAUAUAAUGAAAUUAUAGACCAGAUUGAGAAUGAAGCAAUACAAGAAUCAGGAUGA
Molecule: messenger RNA, 555 nt
Organism: Ambispora gerdemannii
Lineage: Eukaryota; Fungi; Glomeromycota; Glomeromycetes; Archaeosporales; Ambisporaceae
Source: the annotation of a GenBank genome assembly